UGCUGAAACUCCUGGCUCUUGGGGCCCACUUGUGACAGACCAGUGUGUGUUACAGAACCAGACCCUGUUUUACUUCUGGAAGAAUGUUGCAGAGACUUGCUCCACAGUUCAAAGGCAGAAGUAACUCACAGACAGGAUAAAUACCCGAACAAGAGCGGGUGGCGUCAUGGUGGAGUUUUCCAACAAUAUGAAACAACAGUUCUAAACUUCAUGAAUUGCUUCCCUCCUAAUGCACUAACCUUGAAACCUGUAAAUGAUUUUUUGAAUGCUAAUUUUCUGAUCAUGUUAACUGGAUGAUGUGUUCCCAUUUCUUGAGUAAUCCCAUGUUUCCUCCUACAUCCUGAAGAGUUUUGUGAUGUAUUGCCAAAAUGUUUUGGAUCCUGCCAUGCAAUUACCAGUUGUCAGUGCAGAAAUGUGGUGUAUUGGAAAAUGGGAGAGUGGGAAACAAGAAUGACUUGAUAUUAACUUCAGCAGGAACUAUUUGGAGAUGGUUCAACCUCAAAUGUAAGGAAAAACCUCUCAAAUUAUGCAGCAGCUCCAUUUUGAGUAACAUAAAGUACAGAGGAGUGCAGUGACCUUGCAGUAAUAGCCAGGCUGAGAAUAUUCUUAUUUCUUUUUGUUAACUAAUUUAAGGAUACACUUUUCUUUGCCUUCUUAAUGCCUACCUUAUAUGUGGAAAUGAAAUCCUUGAAGUGAUGAUUCCUGACACAAGUUGCCCAUGUUUUCAUCUCAGCAAAUCGUGGCUCUCAGACCCUCUCCUCUGCCUUUGGCACUAAAACAGCAGGAAGACUGCAGAGGAAAUGUGAGUGACUAGGUGGCUGAACCAGAUGCUCAGAAUGUCAAAUUGACAUUUUAGGCUCAUGCAGCUGCACAGAUCUAAAGGGAAGUGUUACACUGAUGCAUUGGAAGUGUGUCAUCAAGAAGAGCUGUACUUCUCUUACUCAGACAUGCUGCCUUAGGUGAUCAAGACAGUUAGAGCUGAAUGUAAGCACCUUCUCUGCACUGAGGUUGUGAGUUGCAGUUGCCUGCCUUUAAAAAAAAAAAUUGGGAGAAAGUCCAACUGCUGCAUUGAAGAAGGGCAGAGCCAUCUCUUUGUUCCGGUCUGGGACUUACUGGUAGCAGCUCAAAGCUACUCUCAGAGUGGUAAAGGAUUAAUGUAUCUUCAGUGUUGUCCAAGUGUCCUGUCUGUAAUCACUUCUUGACUCCAUGGAAAAAGCAGGAUCCAAGGUCAGCACUGGGUGGUGUAGCAGUGCUGGGGAUGCCACCGUGCUCUGUGGGAGCUCAGGUCCCGAGCUGACUCUCCUUGCUGCAGAGGACACCCCAGGGACACUGGCAGGGGGCACUCCCUCUCCUGGCUCUGGAUGUGCAUCACAUCAGUUUGGCAGGGCAAAGGUACAGCUGGAUGACGACUGAGGAUGUGCUAUGGAGCCGGGAUUCAACUGCUCUGAGCUCUGCGAUGGCAGCUCCAGUUUUGGCAGCCAGGAGCAGCAGCAGCGGGCCCUGCAGGAGCUGUGCACUGUGACAGUGACAUCGUUUGACCGCAGUAUGAAGAGCUCCCCAUCCUUCUCUGCUGGUCUCCUGGGAGUUGUGUGGACAUUCCUGACUGGAGGAGUCCUGCUAGCACUCUUCUUUUUCAUCUUCACUAUUCGCUUCAGGAAAAACAGGAUUGUGAAGAUGUCCAGCCCCAAUCUCAACAUUGUGACCCUGCUGGGCAGUGGCUUGACUUACACAAGUGCUUACCUCUUUGGGAUUCAGGAGCAAAGCCUGCCAUCUGGAGACUCAAUGGAAAAGCUAAUUCAGGUGAGGCUGUGCCUGCUGUGCGUGGGGACCUCCCUGGUGUUCGGUCCUGUCCUGGGGAAGAGCUGGCGGCUCUACAAGGUGUUCACCCAGCGGGUGCCCGACAAGCGGGUGAUUAUCAAAGACCUGCAGUUGCUGGCAAUGGUGGCAGCGUUGGUGCUGGCAGACACUGUCUUGCUCUUGACCUGGGUGUUCUCUGACCCAGUCCAGUGCUUCCGAAGCCUCAGCGUCUCACUGCGGGCAACAGAGAAAGGCAUGACGUGUUCCGUGAGCCGGGUGCAGUCCUGUGCAUCGCUCUAUUCCGAUCUUUGGCUCGUUCUCAUUUUAGGGUUUAAGAGUAUCCUCCUGCUAUAUGGGACCUACUUGGCCGGUCUGACCGACAAUGUCAGCUCCUCACCAGUGAACCAGUCCUUGACACUCAUCGUCGGGGUCAACCUCGUUUUCCUGGCUGCUGGUACCAUCUGCUUAGUUCACCGCUUCUUCCGUACUUGGCACAAUUUGCUGUUUGGUUUUACCUCUGGAGGCAUCUUUGUGUGUACAACCACAAUCAACUGCUUCAUCUUUGUCCCACAGCUCAAGCAGUGGAAAGCCUUUGAAGAAGAAAGCCAGACGAUGAGCCACAUGGCAAAAUAUUUCACCAGCCCGAGCAGGAGCUGCCGCUCAGUGUACAGCGAGGAGCAGCUCUACCAGCUCAUAGGGGAGAAAAACUCUAUGAAGCGGCUGCUCACCGAGAAAAACGCCGUGAUCGAAAGCCUGCAGGAGCAAGUGAGCAGCGCCAAGGAGAAGCUGAUGAGGCUGAUGUCUGCGGAGAGCGGCUGCGACCCCCGUGUGCUGCCAGCAGCUCCCUGCACCUGGAGCUCAGGGCAGCCUGGGGAUGCACCAGGAGACUGCUGCCCCCCAGAUCCAGAGAGGGAUGGGUGGCAGCCCCCCUGUUUGUUGGGUACAUCACCUCCUGGCAGCAAUGCUCAGGCCCUCCAGAAACAUGCAAACCAGGAGCCUGUUUGCACUCAGGUGCUGCUUUUUAAUGCAGGGGACAGCAUUGAACGUGGCCUGAAAGAUGUCCAGGAGUGUGGCACACCUGCAGUGCAGGGGCAGCCUCCAGAGCAGCUGCCAGGCCAGGACAACUCAGCUGGUGUAGCCUGGGAGUCGUCCCCCAAAGUCAGCUAUGUAAACAGCGAGAAGCUGUGGGAAAUCUUGCAAGAGUUAAGCCUGGAUGGCAAAAACUACAGCCCAGCCUUAUCUGCAGGACCCCCACUUGGCAACCGGGGCACCUCAGGCGAGCAGGGAGAAACACGGGUGGGCCAGGAGGGCUACCCAGGCAUCCACACACCCCUCAGCCCCUACCUGGCAAGGCAUCAACGGAGGAUCCCCUUGCCCCCUGCCUCCACGUGCUUCCCUGGACACGUAUCCCCUCGUGCCAGCUGCAGGGUGAAGGAGGUGGGCAGCUGGGGCCGUGGGGAGUCAGCACAAAACUCCCUGGGAAUGGGAGGGGACGUGGCUGGCAGAGGGCUCCUUCACUGCCCAGUACCAUCCCCUGCAGCCAUCCCGAGGGAGGCCAGCCUCCAGCCAGAGGGGUGGCUGGGAUGGCCCGAGUCCCAGGGUGCUUCACCGUGCAUCCCGCAGGAGCGGCGGCGGCGGCAGGGCACGCCGAGGGGCCCCGCUGAGCCCUCCCUGCGCUCGCUGUACUAUUACCCAGACUCUGACUCCAGCAGCAGCAGCAGCUCUGAGGAGAUGUUUCAUGGCUGCCACCGACCCUGCUGCGAGGUUUGCUUCCAGAACCCACGUGGCUCCCUGGACAGCAGCAGCACGGACACGGACACAGAGCCCAGUGACUGUGAGGAUCACCAGACAGAGCACCACGGUGGGCCCCAGCCUGUGGUGAAUUUCAAAGAGGAUCUGAAACCCACUUUUGUGUGACUGGAGCACCCCUGCCCCAAAGGCAAGCGCCCUCCCACCCCCAAAACACUGCGUGUUUUCUGCAAUGCUAAAGCCACACAUCCCUCUGGGGAAUGUGCCUUGUUCUGGAAUUUGGGGAUUUGCCCCGUUCUGAUUUGCAGUGUCAGCCCCAGGCUGGUCAGCCGUGAUUGCAGUCUGAGUUUGGCUGAGAGGGGGUUGGCAGCACUCAGGGAGGUGGCGGUGGCCUUGUCCUGGCUGCUCUGGGCAGCUGCCUGUGUCCCACAGGAAGCCAGCAGUUCUGUCCAUCCUGGUGCCAGCAGUGGAGAAACCAGGACUGGGGGUCUGUGAGAGCCCAAACUUCAUCUCCUCAGAGAGCUUUCCCUGUGAGACCUGCGUGACUCGCUCUGGCAGGGAGCAGCAUCCUGCCUCAGAAGCACCCCUGGCUUCUUGCACACCUCUCCAUAUGGACUGACAGAGGACUCCUUCCCCUAAGGCUGCCCAAGCAGAGCAUCCCACUGGCAUCACCCCCAGCCGAGCAUGGGAGAUGGACAGAAGCAGAUGCAGGCUGCCACUCGCCUGGGGUGUGCUGCUUCCAGGCAAAGCAAGGACUUUGGAAUGAGGGGUGCACAGCAAACUUCUGGGUUUUGAUGGGCAUCUGAACGAGAAAAUGGAGUCCAAAGGUGAUGUCUGUUGAGGUAUCUUUGCAUUUUGUAUUCUUCAGGUGCAUCACUGUAGGUGAGACUCAGGUCAGAGCUGAAGGGAAAGACAAGCUAGCCAUUGCAAUGGAGGAUCUGGAAAGGGGUUUCUUUUUUUACCUUGAUUUCUGGGUCUUGUGCCCUUCUGUCUGUCUUUGUAUGGAUUAUAUAAUCUGGAAUAAGUUUUGUUUAAAUUAAUAUGCUCUGUUUAAUUUUUAUCUUAGAAACACCAAGAACAGUAAAUCCAGUGUGUGUGCCUUUUUGGGAUAUUUAUCAUGGCAUUUGAGCUUAUCAUUGCCUCUGCAGACAUUCAGGAUGCUGAGACCUGAUGCCCAGUGCAAUAUAAACCUUCUGGAGGAAGGCUUGCUUAAAA
This is a messenger RNA of Pyrgilauda ruficollis (rufous-necked snowfinch), 4761 nucleotides long. It is a transcript of the gene GPR156, whose product is annotated as G protein-coupled receptor 156. Gene Ontology annotation, cellular component: membrane; G protein-coupled receptor heterodimeric complex. Bases 1423 to 3714 code for a protein of 763 amino acids. Gene Ontology annotation, biological process: G protein-coupled receptor signaling pathway; gamma-aminobutyric acid signaling pathway. Gene Ontology annotation, molecular function: G protein-coupled GABA receptor activity. The transcript is spliced from 11 exons. The record is from RefSeq and is a predicted model, not a curated record. Lineage: Eukaryota; Metazoa; Chordata; Aves; Passeriformes; Passeridae.